UUAUUAUUAAAGGUUAGAGUGAUUAGAUGUUUACAGGAUGUCUAAUUUGAACAAAUAAAUUCUGUAAAAUCUCAACCCGUAUUAUCCAACUUUCAAUUCACGAUGACAACUGUAACUUUGAGAGGUGUACCCAUAACUUUCCCAUUUGAACCUUAUGACAUUCAAAAAGAGUACAUGGAAAAAGUUUUGGAGUGCUUACAAAACCAAACCAACGGAGUUCUUGAAUCGCCAACCGGUACAGGAAAAACCCUUUCUUUACUAUGUUCGACCCUAGCCUGGCUCCAGUUGAAGAAGGACCAGUUACGUGUUCAGCGUCAGAUGGUGGGGAACUUGAACGAAAAUGAAUUCACAGCGGAAUUCUGGAAAGCAAAAGAUCUCACUGAAAAACAAAUGAACAGCAGGAGUAUGUCAGGCUUACCGACUAUAAUUUAUGCUUCGAGGACGCAUUCCCAGCUGUCUCAAGCUAUGCAGGAAUUGAAGAGAACUGCUUACAGCAACAUGAAAGCUUGCGUGUUAGGAUCUAGAGAUCAGUUAUGCACCCUUCCGGAGCUGGCAAAGGAAACUGGUACUUAUAAGAACCAAAUGUGCCAAUUGAAAGUUCUUACGAGGUCUUGCCACCUUUAUAACAGGGUAGAGAAGAAGAAAGAUGACCCUGACAUAACUGGGGUAAAUAUAAUGGAUAUUGAAGAUAUAGUCAAAUUAGGAAAUUUGCAUAAAUUCUGCCCAUUUUAUAUGGCUAAGGAACUCAAACAACAAGCAGAUAUUGUAUUCAUGCCCUAUAACUAUUUACUGGAUCCUGUUAUUAGAAAAGUUAUGGCAAUUCAACUGUCCGAUGCAGUGGUGAUUCUGGAUGAGGCGCACAACGUAGAGAAAAUUUGCGAAGAAUCUGCUUCUCUACAGAUAAAAUCCUCAGACGUAACCCUCGCAAUUGAAGAGGUGACCGCCAUAAUGAAAAUGAUGGCAAACGAGUCAUUGAGUUUCGACGAUUCUCCGAAAGAUUUCGAUCCCGACCAAUUGUGUAAUCUGAAGCAAUUUUUUUUGGAUUUAGAAAAAGAAAUCGAUAAAAUCGAAUUGAAGAGUGGACCCGAAGGAACAACUUUGGAAGGGACUUAUAUUUUUGAGUUAUUUGGCAAAGCUGGGGUUACGGCAGAAAACUUUUACAGCGUAACAGGUCUGAUUGCCAAUAUAGUUCAAUUUCUAUCUACCGUGAGUGAAGGUCCUUUCGCGAGAAAAGGAAAUAAUCUUCGUAUGUUUGAAGAUAUUAUCAAAGUCAUUUUUCUCGGAACUUCUGACGAAUUCAGGCAGAAAGUAAAUAAAUGUUAUAAGUUACAUGUGACAGAGGAAGAAGUCAAGAAGAGAAGAUCAGAUUGGCUAUCGAAAGCAACUGCAAAAUCAGGGGGGAAAGUACUCAACUACUGGUGCUUCAGCCCUGGAUUUGGGAUGAACAUGCUGAUGGCUAGUGGAAUGCGAUCUUUGAUACUAACAAGUGGUACUCUGGCGCCUUUGAAACCUCUUAUAUCUGAAUUGGAAGUGAAUGUUGGAGUACGACUGGAAAACCCCCAUAUUGUGACAGACGACCAAGUUUGCGUCAAAAUCGUUACGGCUGGACCGGACUCGGAACCAUUGAAUUGUAGUUACUACAACAGAGAAAAUAUAAAGUAUAUUAGUUCUUUGGGAAGAUCAAUAUUGAAUCUCACUAGGGUGAUUCCCAAUGGGUUGCUGAUAUUUUUUCCGUCCUAUCCCAUUAUGCUGAAAUGCCAACAGCACUGGCAGGAAUGUGGACUUUGGAGUGACAUCAAUGCUCAGAAGGCCAUUUAUGUGGAACCCAGAGACAAGGAUUCAUUCAACAGCGCGAUGACCAACUACUACGAGAAAGUUAACGAUCCUAACUUGAAGGGAGCGAUUUUUAUGGGAGUGUGUCGAGGCAAAGUUUCUGAAGGUUUAGAUUUUGCAGACGCUAACGGAAGAGCUGUGAUCAUUACUGGCCUACCCUAUCCUCCUCUCAAAGAUCCCAGAGUGAUUUUGAAAAAGCGUUAUUUGGAUGUUUGUAAUGCCACAGACAGAGAGUUCUUGAGAGGCGAUGAAUGGUACAGUUUAGAAGCAAGCAGAGCUGUGAAUCAGGCCAUCGGUCGAGUAAUAAGACACAAAGACGAUUACGGAGCAAUACUGUUACUAGACGCAAGAUUCAAUAACGCGAAAAUCAAAGGUCAAAUGUCACUGUGGCUCAGAAAUCGCAUAAAACACGUCCCCAACUUCGGAGAAUUGAUGAGAGAUCUGAGAAUGUUCUUCAAAAAAGCAGACGCCGAUUUUGGUUCGCUCCAAAGGCGUCCCAGUUCUGCUGCCCCCUCAGCGGAAUUCGAGGUUCCCAAGACUUACAAAGGAGACAAAUUCGACUUCAGUACUAGUUCCAUCGCUUCGAGUUCCUCGGAGAGUUUCAGCAACAAUGGAGAAGUUACAAUUCACAAAAGACUGCAACCGAGCCAUCAACAUGCUUCCAAACGAAUGAAAAUAAACCUGAUCCCCAACGUUGCCACCCAGUCCAACGUAAACAAUACCACAACCAAGGAGUACAUAAUCAUGGUUAAAAAAUCUCUGGACGAAUCAUCAUUCAAAAAUUUCACACUAGCUCUUAAGGUUUACAAGGACACCGGUAACGUAACUACUUUAACUGAGAGCCUAGAGACUAUUUUCAGAAGUAAAUCUCACUUGAAGUAUCUCAUACCGGGGCUAGAGUCCUACGUGAAGGUCCAGCACAAGGCGGAGUUCAGCGAUUACUGUAAACAGAACGGAUUACUCGACUGAAGUGGCUGGUAGAGGUAUGAUCGCGGGAGAGGACACUGAUUAGUCUCUCAGUCAGGAAGGACGUUCAGGUGACCAAGCUUGAGAUUUCUGAAUGAUGUUAGUUCGUAUCCGUGUUCAUCGAGGAGAAAUAUUUAUGUGUACAAAGAGGUGAACAUGGACUUGUUGUGAUACAUUAAUGAUUUUACUGAGGAAAGCUAGUGAAAAUAUUUUUCCAAGCCAUUAAUUUCUGUAUAUACGAUCUCGAAACAUGAUUUAUAUUUUAAUACAUUAUUCAACAACAAAAACAAUAAUUUCUCACUUUGGAACUUGAAUUCUGAAAGUAAUUCUGAAGUAAAAUACAAUAAUCCUUGAA
Messenger RNA from Leptinotarsa decemlineata (Colorado potato beetle), 3154 nucleotides. Its product is annotated as Regulator of telomere elongation helicase 1. Lineage: Eukaryota; Metazoa; Arthropoda; Insecta; Coleoptera; Chrysomelidae. Gene Ontology annotation, biological process: telomeric loop disassembly; negative regulation of DNA recombination; DNA replication. The record is from RefSeq and is a predicted model, not a curated record. Gene Ontology annotation, molecular function: hydrolase activity, acting on acid anhydrides, in phosphorus-containing anhydrides; DNA helicase activity; DNA polymerase binding. Gene Ontology annotation, cellular component: nucleus.